CCAAACAUCGAUCCAACUAAACUUCUGACUCCUCGCUCUUCGCUCAUGCCCCUCCACCCAAAUCUCCUGAUCCAUAGACCAAAUCGGUGACGGAAAAAGAAACUCGUGGCGAAGCGAUGUCCUCCAACACGGUGGAGCUACCACCAUCGCCGCCAGAGGAAGACACCUCUGCUUCUAACGUGCUCACAAACGAAGAUCUCCUUGACAACAUUCUUCUCCGCCUCAAAUGUCGAAGCUGCCUUGUUAGUGCCGCGCUCACUAGCAAGCGCUGGCUGCGCGUUGCCUCUGGGCUCUUCAUCCCCGAUUUCUGCGCGAGCCACCAGCCACGCCUACUUGGGGUCUAUGUCUCCAGUUGUGAUGACCUAUCUAGCUCAGAGUUCAUCCCGCUCCUGCAACCUGAUGUCGUCAACCAUGCCAACUUCGGUUUUGGCAACUUGCCGGCGCCGAAUGUUUGGGACUGCCGAAACGGCUUUGUCCUCUUUGAGUUUGGUGGUGAGACCUUGCACCACACUGGUAUCGCUGUGUGCUCCCCACUAAUCUACCCUAGCAUGGAUAGGGUCAUGGUGCUCCCACGGCCGCCACAGCCGCCCUGCUUCCCGGAGUACCCUCAUGCGAUGCUUCUCCCUACUGACCAUGGUGAUGAUGCCUUGUGCUACCGCAUCAAUGUCCGUACCUGGGAGUCAUCGUAUGAUACGGUCACAGUGAUGGUGUGUGUCCUGCGGUUAGGCUCCUGGGUCAUCCAAUGCAUAGCCACAGAUCGUCUCGCUAAGUCACCGGGUCAGAUCUUGCCGACUACUGUGCUCUCCGACGGUAAGAUCUACAUGGCGACCCAAGCAGGGUACAUCCUCGGACUAAACCCAAUCAAAAAGGCAUUCUUCAUCAUCGAUCUCCCGAAGGGUGUAGAGCAUGAUCAGUACCCAGGCAACUUUGUCCACUGUCGGGGAGACAACUCGGUCCUCUACCUCAUCCAUGUGGAUGGGGACAACAUGCUCAACGUUUGGCUCCGCAAGAUGAAUGAUGACCACGGGCACAAUGACACUAGUGCUGCUAGCGGCAGUGCCAACGGGUGGGUGCUCAGGGAUACCAUUUCCAUGCGUGAGACUUGUGGCCAUCUCAUGGAGCAGGGUUGGGAGACGACAGACGACGAGGAUGAGGAUGCCGCUGCAAUAAUGGUGACCGGCGCCGGGGACAAUGCCGAGUUUGUGUUCUUGGAGCUGGGUAUAACUGGUGUCAUCAUCUACAUGCAUCUCAAGACUAGGGAGGUGAAGCAGGUGUACAAGAGGGAGCCUGACAAUGACUACUUGAUUAGUGUUCGUCCGUUCAUGUUCGUAAGGCCUCCUAUUUUCCCAGUACAGGAUGCUCAUGAAUGCGAGGCCGCACCGCAUCAAGAGUAAUCAUCCCAGUGAAACAUGGUUCGGCAUUGAAGAGUGCAGACUGUGUCGUGUUGUAACAUCUUUACUAG
Messenger RNA from Sorghum bicolor (sorghum), 1462 nucleotides. RefSeq lists its product as uncharacterized. The transcript has a single exon. The record is from RefSeq and is a predicted model, not a curated record. NCBI's taxonomy places the organism in Eukaryota, Viridiplantae, Streptophyta, Magnoliopsida, Poales, Poaceae. Gene Ontology annotation, molecular function: protein binding. The coding region runs from base 117 to 1394 and encodes 425 amino acids.